Messenger RNA from Heteronotia binoei (common prickly gecko), 1476 nucleotides. Its product is annotated as cilia- and flagella-associated protein 53-like. Lineage: Eukaryota; Metazoa; Chordata; Lepidosauria; Squamata; Gekkonidae. The record is from RefSeq and is a predicted model, not a curated record. The transcript has 9 exons. The coding region runs from base 1 to 1476 and encodes 491 amino acids.
AUGCAGGACCGAGAUGCAGAACUUGUCCAGCAGCAAGAGGCCAUGCAGCAGCAAGCAAAGAAGCUGAAACAGGAUGCCGAGGAGAUGAUUGAGGUGUUGCUUUUGUGGGGUGCAGAAAUAGGCACACAGGCCCCCAAAAGUCCUGGUCAUUUGGACAGAGGCGAAGAAAAUUCAAACUGUUGGUUUCCAGGGAAGGGCAUUCAGCUGCUCUACUGCUAUUUAGUGUCCGGCUUCCUGGUCAGUCUGCUAACUUUCAGUUGUCCCUGGCUUCAGAUGCGGAACUCAUUACUCCAGGAGCAAAAGAAGUGGGAAGCUGACACAAAGGUGGCUCUGCAGAUUCAGCGGCAGACUCUGGAGGAAGUGCACCAGAAGAUGUGGGCAGAGCUCCAGGAAACCCUGGAGAAGGAGAGGAGGAGUUGCCUGGCUUUGCAGGUCAAAACAGACAGCCUGCACAAAAGAAUCCAAGAGUUGGAGACUCAGGCCCAGUUGCUUCAGGGGGAAAAGAGCACAGCGUUGGAAGAGCUCCGGGCACUUCUGCAAGAGGAGAAAACACAGGCACUGAGCCGGCAGCAAAAGGAGCUGGAGCAGGAGAGAGUUCAAGAAAGAAACCAGAUGAGAGCAAGAGUGCAGCAGAUGGAAGUGGAUCAGAGAGUUCUGCAGGCUGAGCUGAGAGGGGCCUCCUUCUGGGGGCAGGGGAAUCAGACACACACGGAAUGGACAGAUGGCUCCCUGGCCAGGGAGGUCACUUCAGCCUGCCAGCAGCUCCUGGACCUGCUUCCCAAGCAAGCCAGCAUGUCCCGCCUCUCCCGGAUGUUGCCUGGAAUUCCAAGUGAUAUUCCUGGGCUAUCUUCCAUGGUUGCUUUGCGGUUCCAUUCAUGCUCAGAUUUCCUUUUGCCUCUCCCAAGGAGCUCAGCUUUCCUUUCCUCCAGCCAUGCGCUCCAAGGCUUGCGAGAGGUGAGUGAAGCAAUUCAGCGCUACCUCUGGGACUUAAAGCAGGAAAUAGAGACGCUGAAACACAACAUCCUUCAAAUCCAGAGGGAGAAGGAGCAACAGUUGAGGCAGCAACAGAAGCAGCUUCGCCUGGAGAGCCAGUUGAAUCUAGAAGUCCUGAAGGAUCACGUGGUCCAGGAGCACUUGAAAGACAUUGCUGCCCUCCAGCGCAGUUGGUGGGAGAAGAGCACGGGGGAAAUGCAUGCGCUACGCAAGCAGCUGCGGGAGAAGGACGAGGAACUGCGGGCCAUUCAGAGAAACAUGGCCUGCUGGAAAGAUAAGAUGGCCUCCAAGCUGGCCCACAAGUUCCAGGCGCAGUUGGAAGCAGAGCUCGAGCAGUGCCUCGCCAAGGACAAAUCCACGGACUUCUUCAGGAACCUGGAGACAACAGAGUCAGAAAUCAGCUUCCCCUGCAUGCACAGUCUGUGCUCAGAGACAGAAAAGGCAUCCGUGGCCAGCACCACCCUAGCCAACACAGGAAAGUAA